AUGUGGGCUGAACCUGAGUCUACUGAGAACAAGAGGGAAUCACUCUGCGAGUACUGUGCUGUGCGGACAGUUUGUCAGCUGCGGCUGGUUACUGAAGCUUCUCCAUGCUGCAAACAGCACAGCAAAAUGCAUUCUCUGCUGGAUUAGAGAAAGUCCACAGACAGCCCCAAAUUACACAGGUGGCCUGUCAAAGUAGUACUACAAAACCAAGUUCCUUAUUGCUUGGAUUCAACGGUCAGAAAGAAAAAUGCAGUUGCCACUGAAGUCAAGAGACCAACAGACUUCUACACUGAUCUUUUAGAGAGCAAGGGUAAGGACGAAGUUUCCGGAUUUACUUUCCAGCAGACACAAAAGACGCUGUGGUACAACUUCAUUUCAAAAUGAAGGCUUUUGUCUGGACCCUUGGUGUGCUACUCUUUCUACUGAGCACUGAUCAUUGCAAAGGAGGGCAGUUCAGAAUAAAAAAGAUAACCCAAAGGAGAUAUCCCCGUGCCACAGAUGGUAAAGAGGAAGCAAAGAAAUGUUCAUAUACAUUCUUGGUACCCGAACAAAAAAUAACAGGGCCAAUCUGUGUCAACACCAAAGGUCAAGAUGCAGGUACUAUUAAAGACAUGAUCACCAGGAUGGACCUGGAGAACCUGAAGGAUGUACUUUCCAGGCAGAAACGAGAGAUAGACGUCCUGCAGCUGGUGGUGGAUGUCGAUGGGAACAUCGUAAAUGAGGUGAAGCUGCUUAGGAAGGAAAGCCGGAACAUGAACUCUCGAGUCACUCAGCUCUACAUGCAACUGUUACACGAGAUCAUCCGCAAAAGAGAUAAUUCACUGGAGCUCUCCCAGCUGGAAAACAGAAUCCUCAACAUCACCACGGAAAUGCUGAGGAUGGCAACAAGGUACAGGGAGCUGGAGGUGAAAUAUGCUUCCUUGACUGAUCUUGUCAAUAACCAGUCUGUGACGAUCACGCUGUUGGAAGAACAGUGCUUGAGGAUAUUUUCCCGACCUGACACCCACGUGUCUCCCCCUCUUGUUCAAGUUGUGCCACGACACAUUCCUAACAGCCACCAGCACACGCCGGGUCUGCUAGGGGGAAAUGAGAUACAGAGGGACCCAGGAUAUCCCAGAGACUUAAUGCCUCCACCAGAUCUAGCAACAGCUCCCACAAAAAGUCCUUUCAAGAUUCCAGCAGUAACUUUCAUCAAUGAAGGACCAUUCAAAGACUGUCAGCAAGCGAAGGAAGCUGGGCACUCGGCCAGCGGGAUUUACAUGAUUAAGCCUGAGAACAGCAAUGGUCUGAUGCAGCUAUGGUGCGACAACAGUCUGGAUCCUGGGGGCUGGACUGUUAUUCAGAAAAGAACAGAUGGCUCUGUCAAUUUCUUCAGAAACUGGGAAAAUUAUAAGAAAGGGUUUGGAAACAUUGAUGGAGAGUACUGGCUUGGACUGGACAAUAUUUAUAAGCUCAGUAAUCAAGACAAUUAUAAGUUGCUGAUUGAAUUAGAAGACUGGAGUGAUAAGAAGGUCUAUGCAGAAUAUAGCAGCUUUCGUCUGGAACCCGAGAGUGAAUCUUACAGACUGCGCUUGGGAACUUACCAGGGGAAUGCAGGGGAUUCUAUGAUGUGGCAUAAUGGCAAACAAUUCACCACACUGGACAGAGAUAAAGAUAUGUAUACAGGAAACUGUGCCCACUUUCACAAAGGAGGCUGGUGGUACAACGCCUGUGCACACUCUAACCUCAACGGAGUGUGGUACAGAGGAGGCCAUUACAGAAGCAAACACCAAGAUGGAAUUUUCUGGGCUGAAUACAGAGGCGGGUCAUACUCCUUGAAGGCAGUUCAGAUGAUGAUCAAGCCAAUUGACUAAAGACAGUCUCCAAAGAAAUGACACAGAGCUUCACUUUUUGGUUCCCCAAAUGUAAACACUACAUGUUACUUGGUACAAUUUAUUUUUACAGAUACAAUUUGUAAACUAAAUUGUACUGUGACUGAAAGAAUUAUCUGUGAAAACAGCUCCAUUUUCCUUUAAGAUGCUACAGAAGAUUAUUUGUAUGCAAAUCCGUGUUAUUUUAAAAACUAUAUUGACUUAAUACAGGUAAAUGUAAAUAUAUGCCAUGAAGUAAAACAAAUUUUAGCUUUAUUUUGAAUCAAAUUCAAAUACAUGCUUAAGAUACUUAAUGAUUUAUUUAAAAAAUAACAUUGCUCUAACUUCCAGUGAAAAAGAUAAUUUUAAUAUUUUAGUCAUGCAGUUCAUUUUAUUUAUGAAAAUACAGACAGGAAAUUAGAGAAAGAUCUCUAGUUUUGCCACUAAAAUACGUUUUUCCACUGAAUAAAAAUUUAUUACAUUGAAUUACA
Molecule: messenger RNA, 2341 nt
Organism: Microtus ochrogaster (prairie vole)
Lineage: Eukaryota; Metazoa; Chordata; Mammalia; Rodentia; Cricetidae
Gene: Angptl1
Product: angiopoietin like 1
Biological process (GO): blood coagulation
Source: RefSeq, a predicted model, not a curated record